This is a messenger RNA of Triticum aestivum (bread wheat), 1500 nucleotides long. RefSeq names its product two-component response regulator ORR25-like. Gene Ontology annotation, biological process: cytokinin-activated signaling pathway; phosphorelay signal transduction system. The coding region runs from base 1 to 1500 and encodes 499 amino acids. Gene Ontology annotation, molecular function: DNA binding. The record is from RefSeq and is a predicted model, not a curated record. The transcript is spliced from 6 exons. Lineage: Eukaryota; Viridiplantae; Streptophyta; Magnoliopsida; Poales; Poaceae.
AUGGGUGGGAACCAGAGGCAGACGAUGGAGGAUGCGGCGGAGGACAAGUUCCCGGAGGGGUUGCGCGUGCUCGCGGUGGACGACGACCGUGUCUGCCUCAAAGUACUAGAGGUCCUCUUGCGCCACUGCAAGUACCAGCCAACGAUGGUGAUGGAUGCCAAGACGGCGCUGAAGAUGCUCAGGGCGGGGAAGGAGCAAUUCGACCUGGUCCUCACCGAUGUGCGUAUGCCGGACAUGGACGGCUUCAAGCUCCUCGAGCUCAUCGGCCUCGAGAUGGAUCUGCCCGUCAUCAUGCUAUCAGUGGAUUGCAACAAGAAGGCCGUGAUGAAGGGGAUAAAUCAUGGGGCGUGUGACUAUUUGAUGAAGCCAGUGCAUACCAACGAGCUCAAAAACAUAUGGCAGCAUGUUGAAAGCAGGAGAAGAUCCCAAGCAAUAAGCCACAUGAGUAGAGAUAAUGAUAACAACCACAGAGUACAUCCUGGGACGCUUGCCAGGAAUAAGGACUCCAAGACAAAGAGCAAUGAAAAAGAUGGUUCUAACGAGAACAAAGAGAGCACUCGUGCAUCCACUACUCAGAAGAAUACAAGGGUGAAAUGGACAAUUGAGCUUCAUAACAAGUUUCUAGAAGCUAUCAACCAGAUCGGCCUUGAUAAGGCUGCUCCAAACAAGAUAUUGGAGCUGAUGAAUGUGGAUUGCCUCACUAGACAUAAUAUUGCGAGUCAUCUACAGAAGUAUAGGUUGUACUUGAAUAGAGUCAAACCAAAUUCACUCGGUGAUGCAAGUGAAAGACAGAAUUCAUCCAUGGACAAUCAGAGGAAUUUUAUGCAUAACCAUGAGCAUGAAAGAUGGCAUGUGUCCUCAUGUGGCAUCCCCUCCUGGAGUCCAAACUAUUUCAGUGCAACUAGUCAAUUAGGCCAGCUGAUGGACAGCCAGAGCAGCUUGUGCAUGGGGUCAUUAAUCCAUGGUAGUAGAAUGUCGAGGUAUUUGGUUCCACACACACUGGAUGCGAGAAGAUUUGCUGGUUCCGAAGACCCUCCCAUUAGCCUAGACAAUGGCAUACUCGAUGACAUAAUGUUAGAUGAAUUUUCCUCAUAUAGCUCUGGUACUUCCUACGUUGACUCCAUGCGUGAUAAGCUGAUGGAGACAAGUAAAGGCAAAACCCCAUCAAAUCUUCGAAGUUACUUCACAAACACACCAAGUGGUCGCGGGAGUUCGGCACCCACAAAUGGUACUGGUAGCACUUCAAAAACCGAGACUAAUAUGUUUAACAGUGGCAAAACUAUUUCUACACUUUCCAACUUUCAGACAGAUGGUUUCAUCGCAUUAACUCCAAUGCCUGAUGGUGGGGAUGCGGCUGGCAUUCUCCCUGUGCAAGAAAGUAUGGUUAAUCAACAAGAGCCUAAUGAUCUACUGAAUGACAUUAAUGCCUUCUCAUCGGAUGAUAUUGCCAACCUUCUAAAUGACGAUUUCAUUGGAGAGGAUGCUGUCGUGGAUGGAUAG